Molecule: messenger RNA, 2068 nt
Organism: Paramecium octaurelia
Lineage: Eukaryota; Ciliophora; Oligohymenophorea; Peniculida; Parameciidae
Source: the annotation of a GenBank genome assembly
AUGACUUCUUAUAUGCAGUCCUCCUUUAGUAUUCAAACUAAAGCCAACUUUGAUUUUUUGCAACAACCUAGUGAUUCUGAUUCGGAUAGCGAAUCAAAACAAUUUAUAAAAGGAGCCUAAUAAUAAAAUUAGGAGAGAGAUUUAAAAAAAUAAAAGAAACUGAUUGAUAUAGAAUCAAUUAAAAGCGAGUUAGGGAUUAGACCAAUUACGGAGAAUACAAAUCCUGAAAAUUAUUACCGUAGAUAUUCUAGGAAAAGUAUUGGGACAAUAACAAAUAUGAUAAUACCAACAUCAUCUGUUCUGAUUGAAUAAUUAAGUUAACUUAAAAAGAUAAAGGAAAUAAGAAAAGAAGUGCCUCCUGAAUUGCUAGGCCGCAUUUAUUCUGAAUUUAGGUAUAAGAUGGAAUUCAAUUAGGUUUCAAUCAGUGCCUCAAUUGAAUCCAGUUUAUAGACAGGGAGAUCAAAAUAAACGAUUUUAUAUAAUAUUGGAAGGGAAGGUGGUAGUGAUGAAGCCAAAAGAGAAAAUGGUUGGAUCUAAUAAGUUGGAUUACUACGAUAAUUAAACAUCAAAACCUGCGAAAAAGACUGAGCAGGAUCCCUACGGAUUGAAUAAUGUAUUCCCUGACUACAUUAUAGUGAAAGUACUAUUUUAAGGAGAGUAUGUAAAUAAAGAGCUAUUAAAGUUCGUUUGGAGAGGCAGCUAUUAAGUUGGACACGGCAAGGUCAUCGACUGUUUAUGCAUUAGAAUAGACUCACUUAAUAUACUUAAGUGAAAUGGCAUAUUUAGAAUUGAUUAACCCUUAUAUGAGUGCUGCAUUAGAUAAUAAAAUCAAUUACUUUUCCAAAACUCCCCUAUUUUAGUUUAUUGAACCUUAAGAAUUCAUGGGCAUAAUUUUGGAAUGUAAGAUGAUAACCUAUCAUGCUGGUGAAAUGUUGUUUAAGGAAGACGAUAAAGCAACUCAUAUCUAUUUUAUUAUUGAUGGAGAAAUUGAAUUGUCUAAGAAAGUGGGAGAAAAACGAAUAAUUUUAUCAUCAUACGGAUAAUAUUAAGGAUUCGGAGAGGUGGAAAUUAUGAUAAAGAUCUCUAGAUUCACACAAGCCAAAGUUAUUACUCCAAAAUUACACGUCUAUAGAAUCAGAAAGAGAUAAUUCUUUGAUAACUUAGGUAAUUAUCAAAUUUUUGAAACUAUGAAAAAGAAUUCAAAUAUUAUAUAUAGACAUUGGUAAAAUAGAUGUGAAGCUGCAUAAUAGACAAUUCAUCAAUAAGAUGAAGUACAUUAUAUUAUUAUUAUCAGAUCUAUAAGGCUGCUUAGGAUGUCUAAUAAAAUAAACCAAAUUUUAAGGCUAAGCAUAUUCUUAAUAAGAAAUUGGUGGAAUCAUAAGGAUAGAAGUUGUCAUAAGUGAAAUUGUUGUAGAACAUAACAGAUGAAGAUUUAAGGAAUAUCAAAAUAGUUAAUACUCAAAAUCAAAGUGUGUUAUAAAAAGUGUACAGCAAUACGUUGCAAUAAUAUUAAGCUCGAUUAUUAAAGAAACCUUAAGCUGUUUAAUAAUCUCAUGAUGAAAAUUGCAUUAGAAAUCCAUUCACAAUUAAAACUCAAGCAGAUAUUUUGAGUGAAAACAGCACAGAAUUUAAUUCAUUAACAACUCGAUCGUCUUAGCCUGUGGUUAAGACUGACAAUGUUAUUCACUCUUAUGGGUAAUUACCAUCACUUCAUAUCCCAUAAAAUACUCCUUUACAAAUGGUUUUUGACACACUAAGCACACUUCCUAGAGUAAAUAAGGAUAACCUAGUUUUAUCUUUAAUGUAUUAAUAAGCUUUCAAAUCAGAGAAUCCAGAAAAGAAAGCCAAAUAGAUUUAAAAGGUCAUUUAGGCAUCCUAUAGGAAUGUUUAAAAGUAAUAUGAAUCUAAAAUUCUUCCUACAAAUGAAGUCAAUAAUACUAGUAACAAUUAAUCGAUUGACAGACGUAGAUUGAAAUUCAAAUCAAGUGGAUCUUAUGAUCUUAAUUCAACCAGAAGCAAUUAUGUGAGUUUUGUACAAUAAAAGUAAUUAUGUUAAUAAAUCAAUUGA